GGCGUGUUGUGAGCCCGGUUGUGGCGGACGGAGCCGCUCCCAGUGACCACUAAAAAGCGGCCGGGGGAUUCCUUCCAUAACCACAGGCGAAGGGAAAACCUCUCCAGGCUUAAGCGAGUCAAUGCGCGGAAUCGUGUUUUGUGGAUAGCUUAUACGGACACUACCCUUAACGUGCCUGUUCUGGGAGAAGGAGUCUGGUUGCUGUAGGGGCGAGCGCGGAGCGUAUGGGUCACUGAAAGUCUCUCCCACCGCAGGUCGUUCCAGCGCCCGCCUCGAACCUCCUCUGUAAGCCGGCGGAGUGCUGGAGCGCCCGGGAGGAUGUUCCUUUGGGCCGGGAACAAGGGGGUGCAGGCAUCGGGACACGAGAGAAGGACUAUUUACCAGAAGAUCCGGGGGAGUGAUAUCCUGGAUAAGAGGAAGACGGUGACGGCGCUGAAAGCGGGCGAAGAUCGGGCGAUUCUCUUGGGCCUGGCCAUGAUCCUGUGCGCAGUCACCAUGUACUUUGUGCUGGGAGUCACCAUGCUGCGCUCUUAUUCUGACAGCGUGUGGACAGAGGAGACUCUGUGCUCCGUGCUGAACUCCAGUCUGAGCUCGGAGGUGAACUGCUCGUACAGCUGUGGCUCAGGCUGCCGCAGGACCUCCAGCUUCCCCUGCCUGCUGGUGUUCGCCCAGCUCAACAGCACCGGGAGGACCAUCCGCCUGUCCCUCAACGAGGAGACCCAGGGCCUCAGCCCAGAGUGUUUCUUCGUGCCUCGCUGCAGGCAGGACUCCGGGGCGAUGCACAGCGCAGUGCAGAACGUCUCUGAUUGGCUGAGAGCGCAGCAGCUGCUGCCCUGCUUCUGGGCCCCGGCGCGGCGGGAGGCGGCGCUGCUGGUGCGUCUGUACGGCCGCCGUGCGGCCCUCGCGGCGCUGCUCUGGCCCUCCGCCACGCUGGGGGGCGGGGCCCUGCUCAUCGCCAUGGUGAAGCUCACCCAGUACCUGUCCUUCCUCUGCGAGCAGGUGGGCGGGGCCGACAGGUGAGACGCCGAGGCUCCGCCCCUGCAGUGAGGUCAUCGCGUUCGGCCAUCAUCGACGAAGAACCGCUCCGCGUUCAGACGCAAACCCCACCUCCUCCUGCCCCGGGGGGGUGUUUUAGUGCCACGCUCAAACACACCAGCACCUCCUCCACUGUCAGCGGGCUUGGCGGUACAGCUAGGUGUGUGUUCCAGGAUUCCAGGUGGCGGCCAUGUUUUUCACACGUCCACACACAGAGUGUGUGACCCCUGACCUCUGCUCACAGAGUGUGUGACCCCUGACCUCUGCUCACAGAGUGUGUGACCCCUGACCUUGAUGCUCACAGAGUGUCUGCAUGGGGCUUCUGGGAGGCCAACAGGUUUAACUUUACAGCCUCAGAGCUACAGAGAAAGUGGGCUCUUUGUGAGAUUGUUCCACAGGGCUGUGUGUGUGUGCAUGCGUGUCUGUUCCACAGGGCUGUGUGUGUGUGUGCGUGCGUGUCUGUUCCACAGGGCUGUGUGUGUGUGUGCGUGCGUGUCUGUUCCA
Molecule: messenger RNA, 1539 nt
Organism: Conger conger (European conger)
Lineage: Eukaryota; Metazoa; Chordata; Actinopteri; Anguilliformes; Congridae
Product: calcium-activated potassium channel subunit beta-2-like
Exons: 4
Coding region: 319-1020 (233 amino acids)
Biological process (GO): potassium ion transport; detection of calcium ion
Cellular component (GO): membrane; voltage-gated potassium channel complex
Molecular function (GO): potassium channel regulator activity; calcium-activated potassium channel activity
Source: RefSeq, a predicted model, not a curated record